Messenger RNA from Photinus pyralis (common eastern firefly), 804 nucleotides. RefSeq lists its product as uncharacterized. The record is from RefSeq and is a predicted model, not a curated record. The transcript is spliced from 2 exons. NCBI's taxonomy places the organism in Eukaryota, Metazoa, Arthropoda, Insecta, Coleoptera, Lampyridae. Bases 7 to 792 code for a protein of 261 amino acids.
AAUAAAAUGUCCUGGUCGCGGGAACAAUGUGAAAUUUUGAUACAGGAGUAUCAAAAACAUCCCUGUCUCUAUGCUACAAAAUCAGUGUUGUACAAAAACAGGCAUGCACGACAGCAUGCUUUAGAAAAAAUAGAGGCUGUGCUGAAGGAAGUAAGGCCGUCCGUAACGAUUAACGAAAUAAAAACCAAAUUUGGUGGUUUGAAAACGAACUUCCUAAACGAAUACAAGAAAUGGAAUGUAUCCAGGCGCAGCGGAGCUUGUGACAACGAUGAUGACGAUUCUUUAUAUAAACCAACAAUAUGGUAUUUUAAAGUCAUGUUUUUCCUUCUUGAGCACUGCAAAGUGCGAUUGGCAGUCGAUUCCCUAACGGAGGACGUAGAGACAGAGCAGGAAGACACAGAGCGUGAUUCGCAAUCAUCAGAAGUGCAGGAAUAUGUCGUAGGAGAAGACGGCGUGCUCCACGAUGCAGGUGAUGAAAAUGUACAGUCACCAGACAUGUCAUUUCAAGUUGCUUCGCCUUCCUCUUCCAAUGGAUUUUACCAGCCAAAACCAAAGAAGAGGAAACUGCGGCAAGAGCCAGUGGAAGAAAAUCUCAUACGGGAAGCGUCAAAUACACUUGCAUCUAUUAAUCAGGCAAUGAAGACGAAUCAAGGCAAAAAUGAAGAAGACGAAGCGUUAGCAAAAUUUAUUGUUUGCAAAUUAAAUCAAAUUACGAACGAAGACAUACGUCUCGAAGUGGAACAGGAAAUUGUUGAAUGCCUGUAUCGCAGUAUAAAAAAAAGUAGAAUGUAAAUAAUAGGCCAG